Messenger RNA from Trichoderma aggressivum f. europaeum, 501 nucleotides. RefSeq lists its product as uncharacterized. The record is from RefSeq and is a predicted model, not a curated record. Lineage: Eukaryota; Fungi; Ascomycota; Sordariomycetes; Hypocreales; Hypocreaceae. Bases 1 to 501 code for a protein of 166 amino acids. The transcript has a single exon. Gene Ontology annotation, cellular component: nucleus.
AUGGUGGCCAAGAAACUCGUCACGGUUGUCGGCGACACUGGCGCGCAGGGAGGCUCAGUUGUUGACUAUCUACUCAAAAACAAAUCUAAAGAAUAUGCCAUCCGCGCAAUAACUCGACCUACGGAGAGCGCAGCAGCAAAAGCACUUGCCGCCCGUGGCGUUGAAGUGGUUCAGGCGGAUUUGACUGAUAUCGCGGCCCUCACAGCGGCAUUUGCUGGAUCACAUGCCAUUUUCGCAGUAACAAACUUCUGGGGUUUGUUUUCAGACUCCCAAAAACAGUUUCCUGAAGAAAAGGAUGUUGCUUUAUUGGCUGGCCGGGCUGCAGCUAUUGAGACUCAGAUGGGCAUCAACAUGGUAGAUGCGGCAUUGACCACUGAUACGCUGCAGCAAUACAUUUGGUCAACCCUCACAAACGCAUAUACGGUUAGCGGUGGUAGAAUCAAGCCGCCGCAUUACGAGUCCAAGGCCCAAGUUACUCGAUAUAUCCAAUCCAAGCCAUAA